AAUGAUUGUUUUGAUAAUUCCUCUUUUGUAUAUUGUUUAAAGUUAAACAGCAACUACAAUAAGUUAUGCUAGUUAAGGAUCUGAUUGGACCUCAGGAGUAUGUUCAAGUGAUACUAUUAUUUAUAAUAUUAGGCAGUACUUCUCAAAGUCCAAUCAACUUAGAAGUAUCAUCUGGUACAUGUGACAAUUCUAUGGUUCUUGACAUUUAAUUUAAGAAGGAUGCUAUGUAAAUAGUUAUGGAAAGAGUACAAUAUACAAUAUAAUCGAAAGCAGCAGUCUCAAAUUUAUAUGCAACAGACAUCAAUGGAAAUCUUUAUGGUAUUGUAUUUAAAUAUCUUAGGUUACACUGCAACAUAAUUUAUGUUUCAUGGUCCUUCUGAACAUACAAUCGAAGGAACUAGAUAUGAUCUAGAAAUGCAAAUUGUGCAUGAAUUAAAAGUAAUUUAUAUAUAUAUAUUCAAUUUAAGUCUGAAUUCAGUGCCACCAUAACUAAGGCUGUUGUUUCAAUAUUAUUUGAAGUAUCUAGUACAGAUCAACCAUUUUUUACAACAUAUGAUUUUACAUUGGUGGCAUCUGCUGCAACAAAUACUACUACUAAUUCCACCACUAAUUCAACCACUAAUUCAACUAAUACAUCAACACCAACAUCUGUAACCUCCACAAUAGCUUCAAUUAAUUUCAAUGAUUUAUUAGGUUCAUAAUUAGAUGCUAAUCCAGCUUAUUAUACUUAUGUUGGAUCCUUAACUAUUCCAGGUUGAAUUAUUAUUAAAUAUAUUAGAUUGUGAUGAUAAUGUGAAUUGGUAUAUACUGGAUUCCAUAUUACCAAUCACUUAGACUUAAUUAGAUGCUUUUAAUACUUAUUUUUUAAGCAAUUCAACUUUCGCUUCUGGAAAUGGUAAUAAUAGGGCUAUUCAAUCAACAAACGAUAGAACAAUUAAAAAAGGAGGAGUGGCUUGUGAAGAGUAGUUUGUCUACUUUUUCUCCUUCUUCAUCCUAUACAUUUUUAUUAAUUAUUUCAUAUUCAAAUUGUUAUGA
This is a messenger RNA of Paramecium pentaurelia, 1035 nucleotides long. NCBI's taxonomy places the organism in Eukaryota, Ciliophora, Oligohymenophorea, Peniculida, Parameciidae. The record is from the annotation of a GenBank genome assembly.